Molecule: messenger RNA, 2375 nt
Organism: Annulohypoxylon truncatum
Lineage: Eukaryota; Fungi; Ascomycota; Sordariomycetes; Xylariales; Hypoxylaceae
Product: MFS general substrate transporter
Exons: 3
Coding region: 353-2071 (572 amino acids)
Biological process (GO): transmembrane transport
Molecular function (GO): transmembrane transporter activity
Source: RefSeq, a predicted model, not a curated record
CAUGUUCGGUACGAUAUAUGGGUGUCGUCACGUAGCAUUUUUCGACGUCCUCUGUUGUUUAUAAUCAUUUUGUUCCCCGCCAGUUCGUAAGACCGAGAUAUUCUCUCUUCUCUUUUUUCUUGGUUGGAAAAUUGCUACCAUCCGUUCCCGCGUAGUAGUCUUUCCCUCUCUAUUCACAGGUCGUUCUUGCGAGUCUUAGAUAUAGACUACGUAUCAGUGAGGUAGCUGUAUCCAAGUUUCGACUCAUCGUUCUUUCUUGUGCCAAAGUCUAGGGACUACAAGUAACCCGCGUCCUUCAUAUUCCUCUUUCUGAAAUCUCACUUCCAGCUAGCCUUCUGAUCCUACCGAAAAAAUGACACCCAAGAAUCAUGCGCCGAAGUUGCCGGCGCAGCAAUUGGCUAUAUUGGCUGUCGCACGAUUUGCUGAACCCCUCUCUUACACAUCUGUUUUCCCGUACCUACCAGAGAUGAUCUCCAGUUUCGGCGUCGAAAGAAAGGAAGUCGCAAAAUGGGCUGGCAUCACGAGUUCCGUCUUUUCCCUCGCUCAGAGUAUGACCGCUGUAUUCUGGGGUAGGGCCUCCGAUCGGUUCGGAAGGAAGCCCGCCAUCAUGACCGGUCUUUUAUGUACUAUGGCUUGCUUCUUAGUAUGGGGUGUUUCAACAAGUUUACCAAUGGCUAUCGCCGUCCGUGCUAUGAUGGGGGCUGGUAAUGGAAACGUUGGUAUCAUUCGAACGAUGGUUGCGGAGAUGGUAACAGAAAAGGAACUCCAACCAAAGGCCUUCUCAGUCAUGCCGCUAGUCUGGAGCGUCGGUAGUGUAUUCGGACCAGCAUUCGGCGGCCUGUUCGCCAAACCCGCGGAGCAAUGGCCGGGGGUCUUCGGCAACAGCACCUUUUUCAAGAAAUACCCGUUCGCCCUCCCCAACCUGAUAGGUUCCAUUGUCUUCUUAAUUUCUCUCUCCACCGCCAUGCUCUUCCUGAAGGAAACCCUCCAGAGUAAACGCCACUCCCGAGACUGGGGGCUCGUCCUCGGCGAACGCAUCAAGGAGGCAUUCCGCGAGCACUCUCCUGGACGACGAGCGCAGCGUCUCCGCCGGUACUCCCUUCAAGACGACGAGGUAACGGCGCCACUGCUCAGCGGAAGCGCCCCUUCGAAGACCGCUCGAACCAGCGUCGUCGAAACCAGAGCCGAGAAGCCCAAGCCUCUCCCGAUCAGCGCCGUAUUCAGCCGCCAGACCACCAUCAACCUCAUCGCUUACACGUUCCUUGCGCUCCACGCCGUCGCCUACGACCAAGUCCUUCCCGUCUUCCUCAACUACCCGCCGCAGGCCCACACCCCCGAGAACACGACCUUCCCCUUCCUCUUCAGCGGCGGCUUCGGCCUCAACCACGCGCACAUCGGCGCCAUCUUCGCCGCCGAGGGCGUGCUGUCCGGCUUCGUGCAGUUCCUCAUCUUCCCGCUGCUCUGCAAGCGGUUCGGCGUGCUGCGCUGCUUCAAGACGUGCGUCGUCGUCUUCCCGCUCGUCUACGUCGUCACCCCCUUCGUCGUGCUCAUCGAGCCCAAGGCCCUGCGCUACGCCGCGCUGGCCCUGAUCCUCAUGACCAAGACCUUCGCCGUCAUCGUCGGCUUCCCGUGCACCACCAUCCUGCUGACCAACAGCGCCGCGAGCCUGAGCAUCCUGGGGACCCUCAACGGUUUCGCGACGACGUUCAGCGCGCUGGGAAGAGCGACGGGGCCCGCGCUUACGGGGAGCGUGUUUACGUGGGGCGUUAAGCAUGGGGUUAUUGGUAUGCCGUGGUGGUUGCUGGCGUGCAUUGCGACGCUAGGUGCCGUGCCUGCGUAUAUGGUUGUUGAGGGAGACGGGCCGAGUGGUGCUGUUACGCCUGUUGAUAGUGAUGAGGAGGAGGGAGAGGUCGAUGAUGAGAUCGCGGAAGAUGAGGAGGAUGGCGGGUUUGAGAAUAGUCAGACCAGCACGCUCAUCGUAGUGGAACAACCGCAGCCGCAGGAUGCCCCGUCUGCGGAAAGAGCCGAGGGCUCGAGGAGUAGUAACGGCUACGGUGCAGUGACGAACUGAAUGAGGAAUGUGGGAUGAAUGAGGGCUUAAUGUUAGUAAGUAAUGUUCUCAUGAGGAGAGGACGGGUUAGACUACGUUACUGGUGUUAGAGGGCGAUGGCGAUCGAAUAAACGUUACUUACAAGCAGCUACACCAUCAAAUAUUAUUACCAUGGGCGGCGUUACGGAUCUAGAAAAUGGGAAUGGGAAUCAUCAUAUUUGGAAGAAGCAAGUAGGAGUUUAUUUCUUGGUUCAAUGUAGAUAGAAGAUUGGAACUCAUCAUCACCACCACGCCGAGAAAUAUAUAAAAAUAUGUUCAAAAGUCA